Messenger RNA from Venustampulla echinocandica, 972 nucleotides. Its product is annotated as putative 60S ribosomal protein L44. The record is from RefSeq and is a predicted model, not a curated record. Lineage: Eukaryota; Fungi; Ascomycota; Leotiomycetes; Helotiales; Pleuroascaceae. Bases 1 to 972 code for a protein of 323 amino acids. The transcript is spliced from 3 exons.
AUGGUUCCCCCACAUCUAGAAUCAGCAGAUGCUAGAAAUACUUUUGAGGACCUCUCAGGUGUUGAUAUUGCUGCAUACAACAACCCCUAUGAUGCCCUGAUUGAAGCAUGUCACAAUGAUCCUGUAGCUCAAAUUCAAGCUCGAUAUGCUACCCAUCGUGACACACGAAAUGGGCAGCAACGGGAGAAGUUACUCUCGCCUGAGUACGAGGGAUUGAUUCUGGAUCCUAUACUGCAAAGACUUACAGAUCCCUCAAUUGAACCUGGAUACCAAGAUCCCAGAAACUGCAUCGUAUUCUGGGCUCGGCCUCCACCCCAUAUCAAGUCUCUCGUGGAUAGAAUUCAGCAGGAGCUCUUGAAGCUGGCACCGAGUAUCUGGUUAAUGCCUCUCCAAAACCUCCACUUGACCGCAUUAGAAAUCACCCACUCUCUGACAGCUCCUGAAAUAACGUCUAUCAUCACGGCUCUCGGCGAUUCUGCUUCUACUUCUAUGGUAGACUACCCCUACACCCACCGAGCUCGUAUCAUCAAACCUACACUGUCCUAUGAUGGUGCGGCCAUCGCCCUCUCCUUCCUGCCUGCAGCAGGAGAAGGCCUACCGUCAAAUUCAAGCGUUCCAUCAAGCUCCCGGACCCGGGAGGAUGACAACUUCACAUAUCACCACCUCCGUCGAGAUCUCUUCAACAUCGCCCAACGGGCAGGUAUCGUUGUGGACUCGCGUUACGUUGUGCCUAGCUCGCACAUCACUCUUGGCCGUUUUCUUACGCAAGGCGACCAUGAUAGUGCGGAGAAGAUGGCGGGGUGGUUCAGCAAGAUUGAGGAAGUUAAUCAGUGGCUGGAGGAUGAGUACUGGCCGAAGGAGGGGAUGAAUGAGGGGGAAUGGAUUAUAGGGCAGGAAAUGGGGCUCGAUUAUAGAAGGGGGACGCUUUGGUAUGGUGGUGGCGAGACCGUUAAACUUGGGAAAGGGUUUUAG